UUUAACCAGACGUUUACACCGCAAAGCUUCAGCGCUGCACGUAUGACUCACUCAUGUCUCAGUGUGGCUUCCUGUUCAGAUAUGUCACCCGGUUCUCUGGCUCAACAGUCUCUGCACAACUCUUUAACCUCAGUUAGCAGUCUAUUGUUCCUGCCUUUUACAAGAGUCCCUCAACAGAUUCAACCUGAUUGAUUGUAAUGAGUUUGGGGAGCUCAGACAUGGCUGGAAGUGCGUUGGGACUGGCCUCCUCUCUCCUGCUCCUUGCCUCUAUGAUACAAGGGCUCCAGGAUGUUGAGGUGUUUCAUCAUGAAGAGAUGGAGGCACUAGUGGGCCAGAAUGUUACUUUACCCUGCACUGUAAGAAAUACUGAUCUCAAGAUUAUCAGCAUUGAAUGGAAAAAAAGGCAAAACAAAGACAUAAAACUGGCGCUGUACAGCCGAGAUUAUGGAGUCAAUUACUUCUGGUCUAAUGUCAGCAUCCAUACUCAGAAGGAGUCAAUGGGCUCUUUACAGCUUUCUACAGUUUCUAAAUGGGACAGUGGUAUCUAUAUUUGUGACCUUACGAUGUUCCCUCAUGGCACGAUCAGGAAAGAAACAAAGUUAGAGAUCAAAGAUGAUGCAAUACAGUGUGAUGUUGAUAGCACUGUUGAGGUCCAUACUGGUGGAAAUGUGUCCAUUAACUGCACAGCGCCCUCAGAUGCUCAGUACACAUGGACCAAGGUAAUGGAAAUCAGAACAUUUAUGCAAUCCAAGCAAAAUCUGUUCCAGUCACUGAUAGUUGAAUUGAUUUGUUACCUCUGUGGUGAAAAUAAUGCAAACCAUCCUUACAAUAUGUAUGUCAUUUGCAUGCUACAUAACCCUGUUUUGCCCCAGAACAAGACGGUGGUGUCCGUGAAUGAAUUUCUGCAGCUUUGGCAGGUAACUGAAGCUCACACAGGGGUUUAUACACUGACUGUCAACACAGGAAACCAAACCAUGCAAAAAGAGUUUAUCAUCACAGUGCUCACCGAAACCACAAGCUCAAGUACAGAUCUUGUCACACUGUCACCACAAUCUAAUGGAACUGAGACGGGUUUGAUCCAAACAAAAGACAGCAACUUAACCACAUCAGCGACCACUGGGCUUCCAACUGUAAACAACACUUUGCCAUGGACCAUGAGAGAUUUAACAUUUAACAAUUCACACCCCACCAAUGUGUCAACCCCAUUUAUAAAUGACACACAUGUCAGUGUCACAUCAACCCCUGACCCACAUCACUUUAGCAAUUCCAGCUAUCAGGAGUUAAACCAGACUGACAGCUUGAACGCGUCCACUUCAGUGGCCAGAGAUCUAUCCACAACAGUAAGUUAUGGCAGCACGUUGUUCGGCUCAACACAGGAGAACAGAAAUGAGUCUAUGUGGGGCACUGGACACCCUGAUGGAACCUCAACCAUGAGCACUGGAAAUAAAACCAUGGUCACUGAGAAUGAAGGUGCCAAAGUUGUCCGCAGUCAUCUGUUGUUGGUGUUAAUAAUCAUUCUAUUGCUGGUAGUGAUCGCUGCGACUGGAUUUCUCUACAGGAGACAUAUCAUAAAGAAGAGGCUGGAUCUACCUCCUCCGUUCAAACCCCCUCCUCCUCCUGUCAAGUAUACUGCAGCAAGACAGCGUGACAUUUACACACAGCCUUACCCCACCUCAAGGUGCGACUCUGUGACUAACAUGGACGUGUGAAACCAAACGAUAUCAUUUCAUGCCUAAAAUAAAACACGACAGGAGCGGAUAAUUAAAUGUAGUAAUGUUGGACUAUGGUGAAAGCUUCAACCUGUGUAAGUAACAUGUAGAAUUAUAACAAGGUGUAUUGUUCUCGAUUGUAAUUGUUUUAACACAGUUGCAGGCAACUGUGCAAGUGUUUGCAAAAAAAAAAAGUGUUUUUUCCUGGGGAUGCUAUUGUUUUUAAAAUACUUGCUUAUGCUUUACUCCUUAUGUCUUUAAAUUGGUGAUAAAGUGUGUCAUAUAAAAAAUAAAAGACGGUUUUGCUUGACUCUGA
Messenger RNA from Labrus bergylta (ballan wrasse), 2025 nucleotides. RefSeq names its product T-cell surface protein tactile. Lineage: Eukaryota; Metazoa; Chordata; Actinopteri; Labriformes; Labridae. Gene Ontology annotation, biological process: cell-matrix adhesion; inflammatory response. The record is from RefSeq and is a predicted model, not a curated record.